Messenger RNA from Sclerotinia sclerotiorum 1980 UF-70, 456 nucleotides. RefSeq lists its product as hypothetical. Gene Ontology annotation, biological process: vacuolar proton-transporting V-type ATPase complex assembly. Gene Ontology annotation, cellular component: endoplasmic reticulum membrane. The coding region runs from base 1 to 456 and encodes 151 amino acids. The record is from RefSeq and is a predicted model, not a curated record. The transcript has a single exon. NCBI's taxonomy places the organism in Eukaryota, Fungi, Ascomycota, Leotiomycetes, Helotiales, Sclerotiniaceae.
AUGGCUUCAGAAUUCUUCGUUUCCCUGUGGGAAUCUAUCUUCACACCCGGUCCCACUCCUGUUCUUCUCGUUGCGACCAACGCCACUUUCGCAGCUUUACAGCUCGUGUUCUUCCUCCUGUUGGUCGCUACCUACAGCAUCCAUUUUGUGGUUUUAUCGUUCCUGUGUGGUGGGCUAUGGUGGGCUAUCAAUUGGUUCGCAGCUGAGCUGAAGAGAGUGAAAGAGGAAGAAGAGGCACGAAAGAAGACAGAAGGGGUAGCUGGAGGAGAUGGCAGUGAUACGGACGUAGAGACUGUUGUUGAUGACGAGGGCCCACCAGGGAGCAAGGAGGUUGAGGUGUUGGAAGUGAAAGGGGAUUUGAAAAGUAGAUCGCGUUCGACGGGAGGAGGGAACAAGAGUGAACCUAGUACGGAGGAUGAGUGGGAGAAGGUCAGUGAGAAUGAAAAGGAUAAAUAA